UGGACUGGUCUGAGAGGAGGCACCCGGCUGCCUCCUUAGCUCCGAAGCUCGUUAAACGCCGACGUAUUGACGUUUCGCGCGCGUAUCUCGUUCGCUGCGGGUACCUCCGGGAACGGCGUUGGGACGCGCGUAGCUGUGCUGGUGUUUCAGUGAGAAAUAGCGCAGGGGGAUUUUGGAACACGGCAGCAAGACCAAAAUCCGUCUCGUCCACGAACAGGUUGCUGCGAAACUGGCUCGUGAUGAAGCUCCUCUACGAGAAUCCGGUGUCUCGUUCGGGACGAUGGUGACAGUGUUGGGGUGAGGGAACGUUCAGCAGAGCCGAAGAGGAUGCUUCGGCGGGAGAAGGGGGUCGAGUCCUAAAGUCGAUAAUGAGACUCGCGCACUGCCUCGGGCACGACGAUGGAGAAUUCGCGCGCGUCGCGAUGACGAGUUCUCGAUAGUGACUGCGAGAGGGACAGAGACAGAAACAGAUAAAGAGAGAAAGAAAGACUUCACGAUUGUGUUGCUCGAGCCGGUGAAUCCUCGUGAGGAUUGCCGGGGAUUCGGACAUGUUAAGCCAGUGAACGAGAUUCGUUGUUGUGUGAGAACCACGUGAAUUAUAAGGUGAGAGUGCACGGUCGUGUCGGGAAGAUGUACGUAGUUUAAAGGGCUCAAAUCUGCCGUGGCCUCGGCUGGCAAAAAGAAGGCCUGGCUAGCGAGCAAAAAAAGACGGAAGAGUUCUGCGGCCGAGUGGACCGAGGGAUAUCGCACUUCAGUUUAGCACGUUUCACUGUACGCACGGCAUGUGCACCACGGAGAUGACGGAAUCGUACACGAUGUCGCCGUCGACGACGGUAUCUUCCAGCGCCGCGACGCCCGGUUGUAUGAGCGGCUCGCCGGCGCACCGACGGACGUCGUGCAGAGGUUCUCCAAGUCGAGGGGACGUGCAAGACGACGACGACGAGAUUUCCGUAGGCUGCCCUAGUCCCUUGCCGUUGGUGGUGGUGACACCCAAUACGGAGGACGAGUUGGUGACGUCCGCAAGGGAAGAUUACGUCGAGCGCCUGAGCCCGAGAAGGUCUUAUCCUUGCGACGCGAUGACAGAGGACGAAGAGAGCUACUCCCGCAACGGCGACUAUAGGAUGUCGAACGGGCGAGCGAGUGGUAGAGCCCGUGAGAGUGGCGACUCCGUCACAACGCUCAGGGACGACGAGGAGGAUGAUGACGAAGAGGAAGAAGACGUCGACAGUAGGACCGGCAGCAACGGCGCGACCACUGCCGGCACCACUGACGAUUACUUCAAGCCGCUCAAGCGCCUCAAAAUGGUGCAAAUGCAACACUCGGACGAGGAGGAAGAAAGGGAACGGGAGUCCAAUGAUCGUGGCGUCAAAUCCUUCAGUAUCCUAGACAUCUUGUCCCACCGGCCGAAGGCGAAAAUUGUCCGACCGUGGGACACGGUAGACUCUAGCCUCGGUCAUCAGCACCGCCAUCACCUCCAUCAUCAUCACCAUCAUCAACAGCAACAACAACAGCACCAUCCGCAUCACCACCUGCACCACCAUCAUCACCACUCGGCCCAUGCCGGGCCUCGGGAUCUCUCGCUGAUGGGCAUGUCGCUCGCGUCCAUGUCCAGCUCCAUCAGCGAGCCUCCCCUUAGCAGCUCCUCGUCAUCCGGCAGGAGCUCCGUAUCGGAUUCCGGUAGCCCGGAUCCGCUCGCUCAUCAUCACCAUCAUCACGCCGCGCUCCACCACGGCAUUCAUCCCGGCCUCCAUCACCCGGCGCUGCAGCAGCCGCAACAGCCGCAGCAAUUCAAGCGGAAAACCUCGCAGCAGCAGCACAGCUCGCACGCUGGACAGAACGGCAAGAGAACGACAGGACAAGGCAGUCCGUUGGACGCGCUCUUUCAAAUGACCAGCAAGACCUUCGACGCCGGCGAGCACAGCCAAGAGCAAGCCAAUCACUUGAACCUGUUCAACAAUCGCCAGCAGCCGAAGAAGAAGCGCAAGAGUCGGACCGCGUUCACGAAUCAGCAGAUUUUCGAGCUGGAGAAACGAUUCCUCUAUCAGAAAUACUUGAGCCCGGCCGAUAGAGACGAGAUCGCCGCUCAACUUGGCUUGAGCAAUGCCCAAGUGAUCACGUGGUUCCAGAACAGGAGGGCGAAGCUCAAGAGGGACAUGGAGGAACUCAAGAAGGAUGUGCAGACUGUGAAUCCACUUCUGGUCGCCCAACACCACAAGACGUUCUUAGAGAACGUGCAGGACUUGGGAAUUCUGAAGAAACGACCAUUGCCAAACUCUAUGGACGAGAAGUCGUAGAACGCCCGAGAUCGCCUUAGCCUUAAGACUUUCUUUCUGCGUGCAAUCGAGGCUCGACGGUGGCGGAGAAAUUGGAUAACGGAUAUAGUCGCUCGGAUAUAGUUGCUCGUGCGCGCGCGACAGUACCGUUGUGUCUUUUCGCGUAAGUAACGAUCGAACAUACGAUGACAUUGUGGAAUGAUUUUGUACGGCAUACUACUCGCGGAGGGCACACACGAAGAUCGUUUCACGCCGCGUCAAAUUUUUCAGAAACGCUGCUUCGGUACAUUCGAUGUAUUUCGUUUUUAGUGAACUUGUGUUGUUACGAACAAUUAAAAUCUCAAAAGUAGUGGAAAUUUCCCGACAAGUUAUAUUACAGAAAUUAAUUUUUAGUGAACAUGCGUUGUUACGAACAAUUAAAAUCUCAAAAGUCGUAAUCUCAAAAGUGGAAAUUUCCCGACAAGUCAUAUUACCGAAAUUUGAAUACCGAGACUAUUCCAAAAUACUGAUUUCUUUGAAGAAUUAUUAUUUUGAGAAAAACAGUGCACACAAAUAUAUUAAUGGUGGACAUGCAUUUUUCUGAAAAAUCAAUGUCUCAUAAUUUGAAAACUAAGACUAUUAUGUAAUUAAAAAAAAAAUACAUAACACCAAAAUUUAAAUACAACAUAAUAUCCCAAAAUACAAUUUUCUUAAAAUAUGUGAUUGAUUCGAACCCGAAAACAGGAUAUGUGUAUUAAUUCCUUUAAAAUUCAAAUACAAAACAAUAUCUCAAAAUACAAUUUUCUUAAAAUAUGUGAUCGAUUCAAACCCGAAAACAGGAUAUGUGUAUUAACCUUUUAAUCCUAAAUUAAUUCUAUACGCAAAAAAAUUUUUUUUUUAUUUAUUAUUGUUUCGAGCAAUGUAAAUAUUUUAUUUUUAUUUUUCUAUUAACUAUUUUUUUAGAAAUCAAAAUAUUAGAGAAACAAUUCUUUGAUAUUAUAUUUAUUUUUAAUGCAAACUAUAUAUUUUGCAUAAUAUCAAUUUUCUACUUUUUAUACAUUAUAAUAAUGCACAAGAAUAUUCUAUAUAGCCCACUAUUUUAUGACAGGUAAAUACAAUAUUAAUGAAUUGUACUUAUUUAGAAUUGUCAAUCUUGGAGUAACUAAAUGAAAAUCAUGAGAAACAGUGUUGUCAACAACAUUUUACAUUUUGUUGGAGAAGAAUUGAUUGAAUUAAUGUCUGUAUCGACUUGAAUUAUUGAAGUAUUGCCUUAAGAUAACAACGGAUGGCAAAGGGUUAAUAUUUUGAGUAUACUCUUGUAUUUAAAUGAGUAGAUACUAAUACACCUAUGCAAUUCCAAUAUUUCGGCAAAAUUGUAUUUCAGGAGAUUAUCUAGGUAUUCAGAUUUCAGUAUUAUGAUUUUUUAGAAAAUUCUUCCACUUUUUAAAUUUUGGUAUAUUUUUUUUCGGGAUAAUGUCUACUCAUUUGGAUUUAUUCAUUCUUGCUGCACUUACAUAUUAAUGUACUCAACUGUACAACGAGACAAUUUCGAUAUUUCAGUAAAAUUCUAUUUCGAAAAAUUAUCCUGAUACUCGAAUUUUGGUAUUACGAUUUUUCAGGAAAUUGUCCUACUUUUCAAAUUUCAAAAUAUUUUUCUUUUUCAGAAUAAUACACGCGCGCGUUCACCUUUCUUUUUAUGCACUGUUUGUAACUCUUUGUCGAGUUUUCAUGUUUUUCUCGAGAAAAGCAUGAAGAAAAUUCUCCGAUCAAUAGCUUUUUCUCGGGCUUAUUUGAUUUGUCACUAAUCUAACUUAAUUCUUGUCUGGAUCUAUAGCCACGGUUUUGUAUCUCAAAUAUUAUAGUAGUUUAUUUCACGAGUUGUAUUUACAAAUCGAAUGUAUGUAUGUACGAAAAUGUGUUAAUUUUUUUUAAUCAAAUGUAAUAAAAUUUGCAAUAACGUCUUU
Odontomachus brunneus is the source of this 4216-nucleotide messenger RNA. Its product is annotated as homeobox protein Hox-B1-like. Gene Ontology annotation, molecular function: DNA-binding transcription factor activity, RNA polymerase II-specific; DNA binding. The transcript has 2 exons. Gene Ontology annotation, biological process: regulation of DNA-templated transcription. Lineage: Eukaryota; Metazoa; Arthropoda; Insecta; Hymenoptera; Formicidae. The coding region runs from base 783 to 2294 and encodes 503 amino acids. The record is from RefSeq and is a predicted model, not a curated record.